Messenger RNA from Habropoda laboriosa, 4004 nucleotides. It is a transcript of the gene tapas, whose product is annotated as tudor domain-containing protein 7A-like. The record is from RefSeq and is a predicted model, not a curated record. The coding region runs from base 30 to 4004 and encodes 1324 amino acids. Gene Ontology annotation, molecular function: RNA binding. The transcript is spliced from 18 exons. Lineage: Eukaryota; Metazoa; Arthropoda; Insecta; Hymenoptera; Apidae.
CUGUACUCUCGAUACGCGUCUGUCGUGAUAUGAUUACCAGACGUUCGCUCGGUUAUGCUUAUGUCAACUUUCAGCAACCGGCUGAUGCUGAACGUGCACUUGAUACUAUGAACUUUGAUAUGAUAAAGGGGCGGCCUAUUCGUAUUAUGUGGUCUCAACGUGAUCCUUCUCUUCGAAAAUCUGGUGUUGGAAAUGUAUUUAUAAAAAAUUUAGACAAAAACAUAGACAAUAAAGCAAUGUAUGAUACAUUUUCUGCUUUUGGUAACAUACUUAGUUGCAAAGUAGCUCAAGAUGAAUCUGGUGUUUCUAAAGGUUAUGGUUUUGUUCAUUUUGAAACUGAAGAAGCAGCAAAUAAAUCUAUUGAUAAAGUUAAUGGCAUGUUGCUGAAUGGAAAAAAGGUAUACGUUGGUAAAUUUAUACCCCGUAAAGAACGUGAAAAGGAAUUGGGUGAAAAAGCUAAGCUUUUUACCAAUGUUUAUGUAAAGAAUUUUGGAGAAGAUAUGACAGAUGACAAACUUAAAGAAAUGUUUGAAAAAUAUGGGACCAUCACCAGUCACAAAGUAAUGAUUAAAGAUGACGGAAAAUCUCGAGGUUUUGGUUUUGUAGCUUUUGAAGAUCCUGACGCUGCUGAACAAGCAGUACUUGAAUUAAAUGGAAAAGAGGUUGCUGAAGGAAGGUGUAUGUAUGUUGGGCGGGCACAAAAGAAAGCAGAGCGUCAACAAGAACUUAAGAGAAAGUUUGAGCAAUUAAAAUUAGAACGUUUAAAUCGAGAUUAUAAAAUGCUCAUUGAUGAAAAUAUACCAUUUCAAAACUUAGGAUAUCAGUCUUUGGUUGCAUUUUUACGUACUGUUCCUAGUAUUAGAAUUACUGAAAGAGGAAGUGAAUCACUUGUAGAGGCUAUACCUAGUGGAGAAUCUGCACAUAUUACAAAAUUAAUUGCACGACAAAAGCCAGCAUCUAAGAAACGCAACAAAUUGGUUAAUGCUAGAAAACCAACACCAUUCCGUCAGCCUAUGAUGACAAAGAAGAAUGCUCGCAAUGUAAGAAGUGGUAAUGAUAAUUUUUAUUCACAAACAAGUGGAAGACAAAGUGCAUUGUUUCCUGCAAUGUCAACAAAAGUGACUAUUCAUCAAUAUAAUGACAAACCCAGAUACAUACAAUCUAAUUAUGGGGUACCACCAAGCUCUCCAAGCAAAAGACUGAAAGAUAGACAAAUGAAUUCUGUCUUAUCAACAAGCCAAAGUGUUAAUAAGCCUAGAGAUGACUUACAAAUAAAGAAUAACACAAAGGCAUCAGUGCCUGUGAUAAGUCAAAAACCAAAGACUGCUAAUAACAAUGUGGAAACGCUUCCUAAAAAAACUUCGAAUUUAAGUGAAAGACUUAAAGUAAAUUCUAAUAUUCCUCCAUUGCUGAGUUUACAAACCAGUAUUCCAAUGCCACCUCAUCAAUCUGAGGUACUGUCACCCCUUUCACCAGGUCAAGUUUUAGCAGAUGGUAACAUAACACAAUUUCAAUCAUCACCUAAAAAUGUAUCUACACCAUUAAGUAGUGCCAGAAAGAUUGUGCCAAAACCACAACCCCUUGAUCCAAGAGAAGAAUUAAAAAAGAGAGCUAUUGUACUAAAUCUUCCAGAACCUAUAUAUCAAAUUUGUCCUGCAACAAUUAAAAGUACUAAGGAACCAGCUGUGUUUGCACAAGUUAAGAUUGGUCCACAUGGUUAUUCGAGUUAUCCAGAAGAAGCACGUUCUGAGAAUGAAGCACAAAAACUUGCAGCAAAAUUUGCUUUGCUUGAUCUUACUGAAAAAUAUGGAUCAUCUUUCUGUUUAAAUGAAACUCGAGAUAAGGGUACAAUAAAAGAACGUGUUUUGUCCAUAAUAGACGCUCAUCCGAAUGGUAUUUUCAUGCAUCAAGUGCCCAUAUAUUAUAAACAACAGUAUAAAGAAAUUCUACCUGGAAAUUGGGAAAAAGCUAUUGAAGAGAGCCCAGUAAUAAUUUUAGAAAAAGGUGUCGAUAAUUCAGUAAUUUUGCGUCGGUUUGUUUCGUCUACUGGAAAGAUACGAAAUAUAACUUUGUCAAAAACAGAUAAAGUACAACUAAAUCCAAUUGGACCUGCCGCGCCUGGACAAUUACAAUUACCAGAAGAAAGUUAUUGGAUUGUGUCUGUUACUUGUGUUAUAAGUACUAUUGAAAUAUGGGUUAGAAUUGUGGGGGAUGCAUAUAGUGAACAAUUUGAUAGUAUGACUACUGAAAUGACUCAAUAUUACAAUAAACUUCAACAAUCUGCUAAACCAUUAACAAUUGAAACUGGAAAUUAUUAUGUAGUUUUUGAAGAUGAAUUAUGGCACAGAGUUCGCUGUAUAGAUUAUAAUGCAACAAGUGGAAUGGUUACAGUUUCGUUCAUUGAUCAUGGCGAUGAAGAUAUUUUCCAUCACAGUAGAUUACAAAUGCUGGAUAAAAAGUUUUGCGUGCUUCCUGCUCAGGCAUUAAGACUGUGUCUUUCUGGUUUGGAAGACUUUAGUGACUAUGAUAGCAUUGUGAGCCAAAUUGAAAAGCUUUUGCAUGAUCGUGCAUUCUAUGUGGAAGUAAUAACUCGCAAUAAAGAUCAAAAUGGACCAUCUGCAACAGUUAUGUUUUAUGAUACACAUGGACCAGAUGACAUUAAUUUAAAUUCAGAACUGUUGGAACAAAUCCUACAGAACACAGAGGUUAAUCCGAAAUUAGAUGUUGAAGGACAAGUAUCCGAGGUGUUUGUUUCUCAUGCAGAAGAGAAUGGUGAUGUUUAUGUACAAGUGCAGUCUGAAAGCAUGAAACUUUUGGUUAGUUUAUUAAAUCGUUUAAUAUGUACUGGAUUGAACACAGAAGAUCUGGAGAAGUGCAUUGUAACUACAGUUGAUCCAGGAAAAAUAUAUUUUGUAUCAGUAAAUAAUAAUUGGUACAGGGGCAAAAUUGUAGGUGAUUGUUUUUACAAACAAUUAAAAGUAUUUUUAAUUGAUUUUGGUAAGACUGUCACUACAACAAAAAGCAAUCUUCUUGCUCUGGAAAUAUUAUCUGAUGUUUUACCAAAAUAUCCUGCUCAGGCAUUGAAGGUGUAUCUUCAUAACAUUGAUAAGUCAAUGUUUAAUGAAAAGAUGGUUGCAAAACUUAAGGAACUUGCUCCAAAAGGUGAACCACUUCUUGUAAAAGUUGUAUCAUCAGAGAAUGGUAUACCAAUUGUGGAAUUAUUUAAGCGAAUUCAACCAAGCAAUAUGCUCGUUUCUAUCAAUACCACUUUAGCCUUUGAAGAACAACUUAUAAAAUCACAAGGAGAUGGAAAUAACAAUGUAAAACCGAGAAAGCGUAUAGAACGUAUGAAUUCUAAACUCGCAGGAAAAGAAGAUGACGAUGCCGUAAAGUCUUUAAAACCUCCAAACAUCUCUGGUAUUGGUAAUUAUUUUGAUGUUCAUGUAACAAUGGCAGCACAUCCUGGCAAUUUUACCAUUCAACCAUUCGAUGAUAAAGGUUCGUUAGAGAAAAUGAUGAUUCAAUUACAAGACACUUGUGGAACAUAUAAAGGUCCUGUUCCAACUUCAAAAUCAGUAAGGGAAGGCAACCUUUAUGCAGCUGAACACACAGAUGGUCAUUGGUAUAGGGUAUGCAUUUCAAGUAUAAUUAAAGAAAACAUGGUUAGUGUUUACUUUUGCGAUUUCGGGGACGUAUCAGUACUGCCACUAAAUAAAUUACAACCUUUGAAAAGUCAGUUUUUAGAACUACCGUAUCAAGCUAUUAAAGCAAGACUUGCUGGCAUACGACCGAUUAACGUUGACUGGUCUGUUGAAGAUAGUUUAAGGUUUCAAGAAUUGGUUGUGGAAAAAAAUUUUGUAUCAAUAGUUGUUGAAUCUAAGCCUGAUGGACUUUCUCCAGCUAAUACUGUAUUGGGUUUAAAAUUGAUAGAUGUUAAGACAUCUGAAGAUAUUUAUAUUGAUCGACUUUUAGUAGACGAAGGUCGAGCUAUAUUCAUUGAUUAA